GUCAAUGUCUUUGGCAAGCAGGUCACCCGGGACACCUUGAAGUCCAAUAGAUAUUUGAUCGAGCUGGCCAUCAAGUACUUGGGUACCAGGGACCAGGAUGUUCGGGCUCUUUGUGCGGCUGCUGGUGUUACAUGGCCAGAACCGGAACACAAACAAAGUUUUGACCAGUCAGAAGAAUCUACCUUUGAGGAUGAAGAAUCGGAAAGUGAGUUUGAAAGUGAUGCUUAUGAUGAGGAAGUGGAUGUAGGAGGCCAGCUACUGGUCAAGGGUGGAUUGGAAAGCCAUCACGCCCCUGCACUGGUGACUGGGUGCCCCGUCACAGUGGACAAGUGCAAGGUUCCUUCAGCUGGCUCGGCCUUGGAGGAUGAGCUAGUCACCCCGCCGCCCAAAGGAAUCAAGCCUGCAGAAACCACGCCAAUGAAUCCGGAUGGACAUCGAAGUGAGAAACAGAAAUGGGAACAGAUCCAGCAGCUUACGGAAUUGCAGUGCCAGUUGGUUCAGCUCAAGAAGCUCCAGGAGCUUCAUCGGCUGAAAUCCCAACCGCCUGCUUUUAAGGAGGUUCCCUUUUCGGGUCUUCACCCAGACAACGUGGACACUUUGCCCUUGGAGUCUGAACUUCCUACUCCAUAUGAUAUGGAAUUGGAGAAUGUCAAGGUUCCCGAAGUUGAAGCUGAAGAGCCCAGAGUCCCAAACAAGGAGGGAAAAUGCGCAGGGAAGUUGGAAAAAGAGCAGGAGGAUGCAGAAAGACUGGAAGGGUUGAAGCGAAAGGAUGCUGAUCAGAUUGAAGUUGAAGAGCUGUUGAGGAAGAAGCAUCUCGCAGAAAGAACACUUGAGGAGUUGAGACGCCAAAAGGAGGCUGCAGAGAGAAUGCAAGAGAGCAAAAAAAAGGAGGCAGCAGAACAAGAGCAGAUGACGAAGAAGCAGAAGGCUGCGGAAAGACCAGAUGAGGUGAACAAGGAGCCUGCAGACAAGGCUGUGCAAAGGGAACCUGCCAAGAAAUUGGAGGAGAUCAGGCAAAAGGAAGAAAAGGAUCGAUGGGAUGAAUGGAUGAAAAAGGAGGCGACAGAGAAACAAGCAGAAAGGUGUAAGAGGCAGGAAUUGGAAAGAACCUUUGAAGAGUUGGUGAAACAGAAAAAUUUGCUUGAAGAAUUGCAGAGAAGGAAGAAAGCCGCAGAGAUGCAGAUGUGGCAGAAGGAGGCUGCAGAACGAGAGGAGAUGAUGAAGCAGAAGGAGGCAGCAGAGCGAGAGGAGAUGAUGCAGAAGGAGGCUGCAGAACGAGAGGAGAUGAUGAGGCAGAAGGAGGCAGCAGAACGAGAGGAGAAGAUAAGGCAGAAGGAGGCAGCAGAACGAGAGGAGAUGAUGAGGCAGAUGGAGGCUGCAGAACGAGAGGAGAUGAUGAGGCAGAAGGAGGCUGCAGAACGAGAGGAGAUGAUGUGGCAGAAGGAGGCUGCAGAACGAAAGGAGAUGAUGAGGCAGAAGGAGGCAGCAGAACGAGAGGAGAAGAUGAGGCAGAAGGAGGCAGCAGAACGAGAGGAAAUGAUGAAGCAGAAGGAGGCAGCAGAACAAGAGGAGAUGAUGCAGAAGGAGGCUGCAGAACGAGAGAAGAUUAGGCAGAAGGAGGCUGCAGAAAGAGAGGAGAUGAUGAGGCAGAACGAGGCAGCAGAACGAGAGGAGAUGAGGCAGAAUAAGGCUGCAGAACGAAAGGAGAAGAUCAAGCACAAGCAUGCUGCAAAACGAGAGGAAAAGAAGAUGCAGAAGGCUGCAGAACGAGCUGCAGAAGGAGAGGAGAUGAUGAGGCAGAAGAAGCAGCAGCAGGCAGUAGAAGAGAAAGAUGGGAAGAUGAGACGGGAACAUGACGGAAAAAGAAAGAUGAUGGCAGAAAGUGAGGAGGAUGAGGAUUCAAUGAAGAAAGAUGAAAAGACAGAGGGGGGAAUGAUCAUGGUGAGGCCACCUUGUUGGGAAGAGGAGCCCAGGUUUGUCAAUCCCAAUGUCCAAGCUCCCAGGAAGCCAAAAGGGGCAAAAAAGAAGGAGAAACGCGAAGCAGAAAGAGAAGAGCAGGAGGAACAGGAGGCUGAAGAGGAUGAUACAAUUCCUACAGUGAGUGCCAAGAAGAAGGUAAGGAAAGCCAGAGGAGCAAAGGCAGCAAAUGAUGAUGAUGAUGAUGAUGAUGAAGGAGUUUCUCGGAAGAGAAAGACUUCGGCUUCAAAGGCCCGUGCAGUUGCAACUUCCAGUGCCUCUUCGGCAAAGAUGGUUCUCCCUGGGCCAUCCCUUCCGCUAGAUUCCCACCCUGAUCGGGUCAGGGAGUUCAUGGACAAAUGGGGCAUGCGUGACAGCAAGGCAAAUGGCGAAGAUGGCGAAGUUGAGACUUCGCACCCACCUCAGGAUGACAUGUCACCUGCAGAAGCAGCAGAACUCCGAGCACCGCGCUCCAAAAGGAAGAAAGCCCAAACAGAUGAAGAGAAGGAGGAAGCCAGAAAGUUGAGGAGCCGAAAGUGCUGUGCUUACUCAAAGGUUCGCAAUAAAGCCAUGAAAGAAGGAAAGACGGAUGAAGAAGCCAAAGCUUUGGCUUCUGAGGCCUACAAAAACACAACGUGAAGAGCCUGGUGAUCUUUUGGGGUUGCUGCUGGUGAAUACUCCAGCAGCUGCACUAACUGCUCCGAAGAAGGGCAGUUGUUGCCGUAUAAUUUUACUUAAUAGGGUCAUAACAAGAUCUUUUGCAUCUGAGAUCUUGCUGGGAGCUACCUGUGUCGAU
This is a messenger RNA of Cladocopium goreaui, 2752 nucleotides long. Lineage: Eukaryota; Dinophyceae; Suessiales; Symbiodiniaceae. The record is from the annotation of a GenBank genome assembly.